AGUCAGCAGAUUGCGGUCUGCGACUUUAAGGCAAUGCUGCUACUGUGACGUAUAAUCUAGUGGACGGAACGCUUCUUUCAACAGCAGCAACAGUUAGUCAGACACCUCGGGAGCUUGCUAGACAAAAUAGACGAACCAACAAAGAGCUUUAGACGCUUUAGUGUAUAUUAGCCACUGUGUUUUAAACCCACUUCUGACGUCUAGUUAGUUAUCCCUUUUAAUCUCAUAAUUUUCAUAUUUACGGUAUUGUUUUUAUUCAUCUAGCGGGCUGGUUAAGUUAGCAUUAGCCUAGCUAGCUAACAUCUCCAACCAUGAGGUCACUAAGCUACUCUCUUGUUAAUGAAGAGGAGGACUGCUGGACGGAGAAAGGAGCUAUGGUGAAAGAGGAGGAGGAAGAGGAGGAUGUCACAGUAAAACAAGAAUUAGAGGGCGAGGCUGUUACAGUUAAACAAGAAUUAGAGGGUGAGGCUGUUGCAGUUAAACAAGAAGAGAAAGACGUUUCAGUGAAAGAAGAGGAAGACGCGUUCAAAGAGGAAGAGGAUUUUACAGUAAAAGAAGAGAAGGAUGCAGCUUUUGGGGUGAAAGAGGAGGGGGAGAUGACUGUCACAUCGAAAAAGGAGGAGGAGGAAACUGGAUAUCUAGGCCCGGUUUCCCAAACGCAUCUUAAGACAUCCAAUGGUUCUAAGGAUGAACUUAGCCAUAAUAUGGUUUUGAGAGACCGUUCCCUGAUUAACACUAGAGAGAGACGGGACUACCGUGGGUCCUCUGGGGAGCCUCAACAACCUCAUGAUGCUGACAAGGCAGAGAAGAGUUUCUCCACAUCAGAACACCUCAAGAAACACCCGCAGAGAUCCACAGGGAAGAAAUCUCACUGCUGCUCUGACUGUGGGAAGAGAUUCACCUCCUCAUCAGGAAUUAAAAUUCAUCAGAGAACACACACAGGAGAGAAAUCUUAUAGCUGUGGUCAAUGUGGGAAGAGUUUUACUUGUUCAACCAGCCUGAUAUCACACCAGAGAACACACACAGGAGAGAAACCGUAUAGCUGUGAUCAAUGUGGGAAGAGUUUUGUUGCAUCUGGCCUUCUGAAGAUACACCAGAGAACACACACAGGAGAGAAACCGUAUAGCUGUGAUCAAUGUGGGAAAAGUUUUGUUACAUCUGGCCAUCUGAAGAUACACCAGAGAAUACACACAGGAGAGAAACCUUAUAUCUGUGCUCAAUGUGGGAGGAGUUUUGGUCAAUCUGGCCAGCUGACAUCACACCAGAGAAUACACACAGGAGAGAAACCUUAUAGCUGUGAUCAAUGUGGGAAGAGUUUUGGUCAUUCUAGGACUCUGACUCUACACCAGAGAAUACACACAGGAGAGAAACCUUAUAGCUGUGAUCAAUGUGGGAAGAGUUUUGGUCAAUCUGGCCAGCUGACAUCACACCAGAUAAUACACACAGGAGAGAAAUCUUAUAGCUGUGGUCAAUGUGGAAAUAGUUUUGGUCGAUCUGGCCAGCUGACAUCACACCAGAGAACACACACAGGAGAUAAAUCUUAUACCUGUGGUCAAUGUGGGAAGAGUUUUACUUCAUCUAGCAAUCUGACUGUACACCAGAGAAUACACACAGGAGAGAAACCUCAUAGCUGUGAUCAAUGUGGGAAGAGGUACACUGAUAAAAGAUCUCUGAUUAAACAUCAGAAAAUACAUGGAGUUGUUUCAUGAUAUCAAUGAAUUAAUGUCACAAUGUAAAAUGUUUUAACAUUGUAGUAGGAGUAUUUUAAUGAUGUCAUAAUGUAAAAUGUUUUAACAUUGUAGUAGGAGUAUUUUAAUGAUGUCAUAAUGUAGAAUGUUUUAACAUUGUAGUAGGAAUAUUUUAAUGAUGUCACAAUGUAGGAUGUUUUAACAUUGUAGUUGGAGUAUUUUAAUGAUGUCACAAUGUAGAACCCUAAACGUUUGUCCCCUGUUCUAUUGAUUUCAACAUGAUAUGGAUAUUAGCCUCAGGGGGAAAAUCCAGGCUCUGAAUUGGAAGAGUAUUAUUUAUGAGAUUUAACAAAAAGUGACUAACACAAAAAGAGCUGUGUUACACUUACCAUGUUGAUGACCCACUUGAAUCAAAAUGCAACACUUCAAAAUGUAGCGAUCUGUUUUCUACAAAUUGUCCUCUAAUCAGGGAUGUACACAUUAUUCCCAUAUUCUGUGUGUUUUUUGAGCUUUUAGUUUUAACAGGACGCGUAACCUCAUCUCCCUUCUGUCACACAAAUGAUUUUGACAUGAUAGCGAUGAGUGAUGACAAAUAAGGGUUGUGUUCCUUUGUUUAGCGUCCCCUACAUUUAAAUGCAUCACUCCAAAAUGUAGCUGACUGUCUUCUGCAGGUUGUCCUCUAACCAGUGAGGUAAAAUAUAUCUCCCAUUUCCAUGUGUUUUUUUUUAGUUGUGUUAGUUUCAACAGCAAGUACAUUCUGAUUUCCCCCCUAAUCGAUAUCAGUGAUUUAUUGCUACUUGUCAAAACAACAGCGUUUCUGGUGCUUGUGCAGUUUAUAAGGAGCUUGUUUUAAAAAAUAUUAUUAUUGUGGCAGAUGUUUGUGUAUAUACCACAUGUUAGGUUUUCAAUUGAUCCCAAACUGUUUCUGCAUAUUGGUUAUUGAUUUGGACAUGUUAAACUGUGUUUUGACAUUGGGGCUAUCCCACCUAGCAACUAUGCAACCAAAUAUUUCAUAUUUACAUUUCAUGUAACAUUUGGUAAUGGUAAUUAUUUAUGCAACCAACUGACAAUUAUAUUGACAUUGUGCUUUUAGAAUAGCAGGGUUCAUUCUCAGAUGUGCCAACCCAAAUGUACUAGAGCAUGACAUUGGGGACUGGGCCCCGAUCCAACAACAUUUACAUUUACAUUUAAGUCAUUUAGCAGACGCUCUUAUCCAGAGCGACUUACAAAUUGGAAAGUUCAUACAUAUUCAUCCUGGUCCCCCCAUGGGAAUUGAACCCACAACCCUGGCGUUGCAAGCGCCAUGCUCUACCAACUGAGCCACACGGGACCAUGCCUAUCUAGUGAACCCUGAAAAGAGGGAGAAGCUCCGCAGUGAGGUGGAAAGUUACUACGGAUAUUGCAGGAGUUUCCUCUUGAAAUCAGACAUGUCCGUGGUGAGAACAACCUGGUUGCUGAUUGUCUCAAGGGUGGGCAGUCAAAAUGUUUUGCGUUUAGCCAGUGCGUUGCCAUGGAUCACAAUUUAUUUUGACUGUUUUUCCGUAUUGGAGAUGAGUUUUGUUUGGUCUCGUUCCAAGGGGACGAGAGUUCUAGAAGCGAGUGAGUAUUUAGGAAGACGAGAGUUCUAGAAGCUAGUGAGUUUUAGGAAGACGAGAGUUCUAGAAGCUAGUGGGUUUUAGGUUUCUCUGUGGGGAAAAUAAAUAUUGUUUUUAGUUGUUAGACAGACACCAUGUUUAUAUUGGUGAUGGUGAAGCAUUGUAGUUGAUUAUAAUGUGACAUGGAAGUUGUUUUCUGUUGGUGGUGAGCAUUCUCUUAAGCUUUUGGUUUUUCCAUUUAUGUUUUGAGGUUGGACUUUAGCACGUCUAGCUCGUUAGCACGUAGGACGCACUGAUUGGUGUCACCUCGUUAGUCAGUAUGUGUUACACCUGUGCUGGCUUGUCCAUCUCGUUAGUGGGAAGGUGUUUCACCUGAGCUGGUCCAGGUUCUAUUUAAGAGUGUCUGGCCCAGUGCUCCAGUUGUCUUGAUAGAUGUGGAGAGUCAACACCUUUAGUUGCUCCACCUUUUUGGUUUGCUUCCUGUCUUUAAGUUUGUUGUGGGUUUUUCUUUUGUUUGCCUCUUCUUGGGCAGAUUUAGUGGAUGUCAUGGUGGGUGUCUUUUAGGUCCCAGUUGCUACCAGUCAAUUUUCAGUCGAUGCCCCCGUAGUGUCUUUCAGAGCCCCUCCUAAAAAACAAGUUAUGUUUUGGGUUGGAUGUAGCAUCAUAUUGCUAAUAUUUUAAUCAAUGGCAUUUCCUUUGCAAUGCUCAUUAGUCUUUCAGUUGUUCUUUGUUUUUUUAUCCUCAAUAUUUCUGUUUAUUUUCAUUGUUUUUUUCCUGUGAAGCCAUUGUGUUGCAUCCAUGUCUGAAAUGUGCUGUAUAAAUAAAGCUUGAUUUGACUUCAACAAAUGAAUCCAAUGACUG
Salvelinus fontinalis (brook trout) is the source of this 4144-nucleotide messenger RNA. RefSeq names its product zinc finger protein 664-like. NCBI's taxonomy places the organism in Eukaryota, Metazoa, Chordata, Actinopteri, Salmoniformes, Salmonidae. Bases 312 to 1709 code for a protein of 465 amino acids. Gene Ontology annotation, biological process: regulation of transcription by RNA polymerase II. The transcript is spliced from 2 exons. The record is from RefSeq and is a predicted model, not a curated record. Gene Ontology annotation, molecular function: DNA-binding transcription activator activity, RNA polymerase II-specific; RNA polymerase II cis-regulatory region sequence-specific DNA binding. Gene Ontology annotation, cellular component: nucleus.